Prunus avium (sweet cherry) is the source of this 1272-nucleotide messenger RNA. The record is from RefSeq and is a predicted model, not a curated record. NCBI's taxonomy places the organism in Eukaryota, Viridiplantae, Streptophyta, Magnoliopsida, Rosales, Rosaceae.
AUGGCAGACAUGAACGAGCUCUUGGAGAGGCAAAUCCAAGAAUUUAAUGAAAGAAGGCGUAGACGAGCUGCAAGCAAAAGGGCGCAGGCAGAACUUGAUAUGCAAAUUGUCGCAGCAGUGGCUAUGCAAGAUGAAGAAAAUCAGAGUCGCGGUGGUUCACGAGAAGGUCGUAAACCGAAUGUGGACAGGCAUAGACAUUCUCGGGGUAAGAAUCUUAUGGAAGAUUAUUUUAUCCCAACUUCUCUGUACUCUGAUAGAAAUGCUGCUGGAAAUUUGGGACUGCUUCCCGAGCAAAAGUUCACAGUUGUUAUCCGAAUGUUGGCGUAUGGCUCAUCUGUUGAUCAAGUGGAUGAGAUUGCCCGAAUGGGGAAGUCCACUAUUUUGGAGACCUUGGUGAGAUUUUGUGAUGCAGUCGAAACUCUGUACAGCAGGGACUACCUGCGCAGACCUACGCCCAGGGACUUGCAAAGCCUUCUACAAAAGGCGGAAGAGAGAGGAUUUCCAGGAAUGAUUGGUAGUAUCGACUGCAUGCACUGGCAGUGGAAGAAUUGCCCGACCGCUUGGCAAGGCGAUUAUGGGAAUCGAAAAGGCCAAAAAAGCAUCAUCCUUGAAGCCGUUGCCAGUUUUGAUACGUGGGUUUGGCAUGCUUUCUUCGAAGUUGCCGGAUCUCAAAAUGACUUGAACGUCCUGGGUCAAUCCCCGGUGUUCAAUGAUGUUUUGAGAGGUGAAGCCCCAAAUAUCACCUAUCAAAUCAACAAUACCGUGUACCAAAAUGGGUAUUAUCUAGCUGAUGGCAUCUACCCGAGGUGGACCACAUUUGUCAAGUCAAUUCUGCAUCCACGAUCCCAGAAGCAAAAUUUUUUUGCUACAUAUCAAGAGGGGUACAGAAAAGAUGUGGAGAGGUGCUUUGGUAUCCUCCAAGCCCGAUGGGCUAUUAUUAGGGUUGCGGCACGUAUGUUUGAUGAGGAGGUGCUGAGGAGCAUAAUGAUGACAUGCAUCAUCCUCCAUAACAUGAUUGUGGAGGAUGAGUACGAUUAUUCAUCUGAAGACGUGUACGAACCGGAUCCAAUGAACACGGCCUUGACACGAAUUUAUGAAAAACCCAUUGGGCUAAAUGGAGAACCAGUGCAACAUGAACCGUUGGUUAGGGACGGUGGUGUAAUGACCCGUAUGAUUGAUCGAUAUACGGAGAUGCAAUCAUCUUAUAUUCAUGAACGACGUCAAGUUGACUUGAUCGAGCAUUUAUGGGCGGUGAAAGGCAAUGACGGUUAA